This is a messenger RNA of Symbiodinium sp. CCMP2592, 3348 nucleotides long. The record is from the annotation of a GenBank genome assembly. NCBI's taxonomy places the organism in Eukaryota, Dinophyceae, Suessiales, Symbiodiniaceae.
AUGCUGAAGCAGGAGCCACUGGUGGCCAUGUUCGUUUUCCGUCUGCCUUCUCAGGCCCGAGGGUCGAAGCUUGAGCUGGAAGUCCGGAAAAGGCAGCGUGGGACGCUGGGAACAUUUGAGCUGUGGGAUCAGCUUUCUCUUCAACGUUGGGAUCCGGGAUCACCAUUGGGAUUCAUCUUUCUUUACAGAUCUUUGAUCUUCAGUGACGGGGUCACGAGCUACCAGGGAUCUACUGGGUUCCAGCUACCAUGGGCGGCAAUUCCAAAGUUCAUUCCUGGAACGACAGAUGUGACGGAGUACAGCAGGAAGCGAGAAUUCCUGGCGGCCAUGUGGCCGAAGGAACAUUUGAGUCUGCUCGCACCUCGAGCAGCUCUUCAAGUGGAGGGCACGGCCUUCAAGAAGAUCGCCAGUUUGCCACCUGACAAGCUGAAGAGCAACGACGAAUCAGGCAUUAAACUGCUGGUAUCGACGCUGGGUGGAUCAUGGGGCAAAACAGACCUUGAAGCAAAGUAUGACGUGUUUGAAAAGGCCUUGUAUGGAACCGUACAGAAGCAGGACGAGACCAACGACAGCUACUUGGCCCGGCACGAUGUACACUUUGAGGAGCUGUUAGCCCAGAGCGUGACGUUUGAGCAGGUGCGUGCCUACAUUCUGUUGCGCCAAUCUCAGCUUACAGCAGAGGAUCGCAAGAAAAUCAUCUUGGAGCUGGGUGGCAGCCUGGAUUACAAGAGGGUUUGUUCGUCGAUCAGGCUUCUGGGAUCUCGGUUCUUUGCCGACCUGCAGGGACAGCGCGUGCUAAAGUCCAGAACCUAUGAUGCCAAUGUGGCUGAGGAGCCUCCGCCCGAGGAAGGGGACCGGACCCUUCCCACGAUGAUGGCAAGCGCUGCUAUCGAGGAGGCCGAAGUGGAGUUGGACGAUGGCUUCAUUGAAGCCAUGGUAGCCACCGAAGACCAGGAUGCCUUGCAGGUUCAGGCGUUUGAGGAGGAGCUUGAAAACUUCUUCCAGGAUACACCGGAGUUGCAGGAGGCAUUGGUGAGCUACAUGGAGGCACGCGGCAGACUGCUGGCUAAAAAGAAGUCUCGCGGCUUCUGGCCGAUCGGUGGAAGCAAAGGAGCCUCCAAGGGAGGCCGCGGAUUCAAGGGUGGCGGCAAGGGAAAGGGCAAGCACCGUGAGCAGCUCCUGGCCCGAAUUGCCCGAUCCAACUGUCGAAUCUGCGGGGAACGAGGACAUUGGAAAGCAGAAUGUCCCCGUCGGAAAUCGAAUCCGACCGGCGAGGCAACCACGACCGUGGCCGAAGCCUUUGUGGAUGUCUCCAACCUUGCUUCCUCAUCCGAUCCCGCCGCCUCUCAGGAGAUUUUGACCAGCCUGCCAGCAGAUGCUUUGACCUUGGAGGAGGCCUUGUGUGUCAAUCCCGACCUACCUUCUAAGACCGUUGCCAGCUUGGGAGCUCGCCUUCUCAGGCUGCGCGACCCGGCUUCGAAUCUCAGUAUGGCCGAAGUCGAGGAACUCAGCCUCGAGAAACACGGGGCCUUUCUCAUCGACUUCGGGACGAAGAUGAAGGGACGCAGCUAUCUGGAAUGUGUGGAAGAAGCUGCGGAUUGGACCAAAUGGUUCGUGGAGCAUUACCACGAUUCAUCGAAAAGAAAUCAUCGGAUCUUCCUGAGCUUUGUGGAAAAUUAUGUGAGCCAGGCCGAGCAAAUCGAGGUCGCCCUCUCUGGCGAGCCAACGGUUGUGAUGACCGGCGCGUCUUCCAAGGCUCCAAUCGCAAGCAAAGCCGCUCCAAAGGCUCUCCCCAAGGCCGGAAAUCCGGAGGUGCCGUGGGAGCUUCUGGAAGAUCCCCCGAUCCACGAUCAAGUGGCGUCCCUGAGCAAUCGGAUGGUUCAGAUGGAGCAGGAGUCUGAAAAUAGUGCUAAGCAGCUGAUGCAAAGCCAGCCCACGUUGCCUAAGCUUCGGGCUUUUCUGAAGACGGUGCCGUGGCACCUGUUUGCCAAUCCGAAUGCCCGCGCCUCUGUGGUCAAUGGCAACUCUGAGGAUGGCGCCAUGAGCCCCAACCUUGAGGGCUGGGCUCCACCUCCCGUACCCAUUCACGGUCGAAUUGAGAGACACGGGGACAUAGUCAAAAGCAUGCUAAGUCGUUUGGAUAAGGAAACCCCAAUCACUAGUGAUAGCUCCCUGGACCAGGCCCUGCAGCAGGUUUUCAAUGCAAAGAAUGCCUUGGUUCGUCACAAAGGCUAUGCUCCAGAGCAGAUCGUGCUUGGAAAGUCGGUCCGUGUUCCCGGAAGCGUUUCUUCCGACGAAGAGCUGAGUUCACAUUCGCUGACCGAAGGUGCUGAUCUUGAAGCCGAGGUCAUCUGCCAAGAAGGACAGUCUGUCGUUUGGGUCGCACAUGGAUCUACGAUCUUGCGCUGUGCACCCGAAAACCUGCGUCCCGCUUCGUUGCGGGAGUGGCAAAGCUUAUCCUCGAACCAAUCUGAUGAGCUUUCCACGCGGACUGGUGGAGCCAGCACUUUUGUAGACCUGACCGCACCCAAUCCCGAGAUCACCGUUGGUGUCCCAACUCAGCCGGCACCAAGUUCCUCUGUCAGUCCGAUUGAAGUAGCUGUUCCAGCACCCGUUCCUCAGUCUGGCUCCUCUGCAGCUCAGGGAAGCGGAGAAUCCGAGGCAGACCUUGGUCAGCCUGAACAAGAACUGACGCCUCAGGUCAGCAUUCAAACGGAACUUCCUGCUUCCCUUGAUGCGCCCGAAGUUGAGCGCGAUACCGCAGCUCCUUCGGCUCCGAUGCAGCCGACUCCGGAAUCUAAUCCUUCAGCCCUUUUGGAUGCGACAGCCAUCCCUGUGCCCGGCACUGAUGAAGGUCUGUUUUCAGAAACUGUGUUGUUGGCCACUAAUCCCCUUGACACCCUAGAUCCUGUGUGCGAUGAUCUGAUGGAGUUCACUACCCUCCAUACCAGCGCCGAGUUUGAGGGCCCUCCUCUAGCUGAAGAUAAUCUCCCCUUCGUUGAGAAGCCCUUGGAAUGCUCUGAGCACCAGGCUUUCUGUCUUGAUGUUCCGAUCAAACCGAAAGAUCUCAAACGCUGGGCACAGGAAGCUGCCCCAGAGCAACUGGCCACUUUGGCUGCGGUAAGUAAGCGUGCUAGGGCCGAGGUUAGCGUUAAGGAUUUGUCUCCUCAAGAAAUGAAACUCUUCGAACAGGCCAAGGCCAAGGAGUUGCAAUGCUGGGUGCAGACCUCUGCGAUUCGGUCUGUGCUCCGUCGUCGUUUGAACCCUGAACAAAUCUUGAGAAGUCGAUGGAUCUUGACCUGGAAAACGCCUGAACCCGGUAAUGAGGGAUGCCCCGACUUUGUCUAA